This is a messenger RNA of Parnassius apollo (apollo), 819 nucleotides long. NCBI's taxonomy places the organism in Eukaryota, Metazoa, Arthropoda, Insecta, Lepidoptera, Papilionidae. The record is from the annotation of a GenBank genome assembly.
AUGAGGAGGUCGCGACACGGCCUGGGUUCCCGUAGUGCGAGGCGGCUCCGCAUCUCGAACGUGACUCGGGCCGACACCGCACUGGCCGGUAUGUCGAGCCGCAAGCGGAGGAGAAUAGUGUACGCCAGGAUACAGGAACUCUUUCGAACGUGUCCCAGUCGAGCAGCAGCCGAGGUGAUCGACGGCGUGCACAUGAGCGUUCGGCAUUCUCUCGAAGAUUUGGAAGCCUAUUGGCGACCAAUCCUAGAGAGGGUGUCGGAUGCCUCAGGGCCUACACCGUCUGCGCUGAACGCCUUAAGGCGGGAGGAGCAGUAUGAGGGCGCACGUGAUUACUCUCGGCUGUGGGUGCCUUUCACGACCGACGAAGUGAAGGCAUCCAAGUUCAACUGGCAAACGGCGCCUGGUCCGGACGGUAUCCGCCCGGAUGAGUGGCGCCUAGUUCCUGCGGCCCGGAAAGCGGAAACAUUCAACUCUUGGUUGACCACUGGCGUAAUACCAGAGCCCCUGCGGCAAUGCCGGACGAUCUUCGUGCCGAAGACGGACGUUCCUGCUGGGCCGGGCGACUAUCGACCGAUUUCUAUCGCGUCGAUACCGCUUAGGCACAUGCACUCGGUCCUGGCGCGGAGACUUCUGGAUUGCUGCCCCCCCCCCCCCGAUGCACGACAGCGUGGGUUCGUCUGCGCCGACGGCACGUUGCAGAAUUCCGCCGUGCUGGACGCGGUGCUAGGGGAUAGCAGGAAAAGUUUAAGAGAGUGUCAUGUGGCGGUCCUCGAUUUCGCGAAGGCGUUCGACACAGUGUCUCAUAGAGCGCUGGUCUAG